Symbiodinium sp. CCMP2456 is the source of this 4083-nucleotide messenger RNA. NCBI's taxonomy places the organism in Eukaryota, Dinophyceae, Suessiales, Symbiodiniaceae. The record is from the annotation of a GenBank genome assembly.
AUGGAUGUCGAGAGUGCGCGGCAACUGGACACCCCGCUCGCGGCCGAGCAGAGCAACGAGGCGUUCCAGGGCAACUGCGUGUCACGCAGCUUCCUGACCUGGGUCUUUCCCAUAUGUCGGCGCUCCGCGGAAGUGGAGCAGCUUCAGGUUUCUGAUCUGUUCGAAGUCGAAGCUGAUGCCCGACCGGAAGUUCAGGUAAAGUCCUUCCUGGAUCAGUGGAGAGCCAAGGUGGGCAGCCUGCCAGGGCGGCGCCGCCGGCGGAGUGGCUGGCUUCUGCUGCAAGUGCUGGCGAAGUUGCACGUCCCACGGCUAAGCUGGUGGUGGAUGCUGCGGUUUCUGCAGGCGUUUCUGGAGUUCAGCUUUCCGCUUUUCCUGAAUCUUAUCAUCAAGUUCGUGGAGCAAGACGAUGCGCCUGUUUGGCAAGGUCUUCUCUUGUGUCUGGCCAUGUUCGCCACCGAGGGCCUGGCCGGACUUGUUGAUGCUGCUGCGUCGAUUGGCUUGCAGACUGCCGGUCUCCGCAUUCGGGCCUCCUUGGUGUCUGCAAUUUUUCGGAAAGUUGUACUGCUGCGGCAAGACUCUAUGCUCAGCUUCUCCACAGGCAAGUUGAACAACAUGAUUACAACAGACGUGGACAAAGCAAAACGUGCCCUGCGCUAUCUCCAUGUGCUGUUGCUCACAGCACCAAUGAAGAUCUUCAUUGCCCUGUGGUCUCUGCACAGCCUAGUUGGCCCCUCCGUCUUCAUUGGACUGAGCUGGAUGGGUGUGGUGAUUCUGUUAAAUCCGGCCAUGAUGUACAUCAUGAACCGGUUGGAGGAUGCACAACAGGCGACGACGGACGAGCGAGUACGCAAGGUCACAGAGGUUAUUUCCUCCAUCAACGUCAUUAAGUGCUAUGGCUGGGAGGAGCCCGCCACCGCCAAGGUGGAAGUGGCACGACGCGCUGAGCUGUCAGCCUUGUGGAGGCUCUACUGCCUCUACACGGUCUUCGAAGGGAUGUGGUCCAGCGUAGUCCCUUGCUGCACUGCCUUGAUGUUUGCUUCCUACUCCUGGCUGAAUCCAGACAAGCCCCUGACUCCGUCGCAAGCUUUCACCGCCAUGAGCCUCCUGAGCAUGGUCCAGGACCCGCUCUUCACCAUUCCCUGGGUGCUGAACCUCCUCGUUGAGGCCUUCGUCGCAGCCAAGCGCAUUGAAGGGCUCUUCUGGCUGCGCGAGUCUUCUCUUCCAGCAAUCUCGGCUUUGGGGAGCUUCCUCCCAGUGCAGGAGGAGCGGCGUCAGCCUUCCAUGGCCAGCAUGGUCCCUCCUCUGAAGCUGGACACCGGAAGCGCCAUUCGCCUCGACCACGCCUCCUUCGUCUGGAAGGAUCAGGAGCCUGGAGAAGGCAGUCAGCCGACUUCCUUGGAGGAGGGCGAACAGCGAGGUGACUUUCAGCUCCACGAUCUGACCCUGCAUGUUCAGAAGGGCUCGCUUGUUGCGGUGGUGGGCCCGACGGGCUCAGGAAAGUCGUCUUUUCUGCAGGCGCUGCUGGGUGAGAUGCUAAAGAAGGACGGAUCUGGCAAAGUCGAGGUGUCCCGGGCCAAGCCUAUCGCCUUCGUUCCACAGCAGCCGUGGGUUUUCAACGCCACGAUUCGACAAAACAUCCUCUUUGGGGAGCCAUACUCCGAGAACCUCUACAGAGAAUGCCUCCGGAGCAGCGACUUGGAGGAGGACCUGAGAAACCUUCAGGCUGGCGACCAGACCAGGGUUGGAGAGAAAGGCAUCGCCCUCAGCGGGGGACAGAAAGCUCGAAUCUGCCUCGCGCGCGCGGCUUACAGGAUGCGCGACAGCAGCAUCUAUCUUUUGGAUGAUCCUUACAGUGCAUUGGACUCGCGGGUUGCGUGGCGAUGCCACGAGGAGAUGGUUGCAGGCCAGCUGUCUCGGAAGACCCGCAUCGUGGCGAUGAAUAGGCUGGAGUUCUUGAGCUCCUGUGAUCAAGUGGUCGUCAUGUCCAACGGGCAGAUCGAGGCCGCGGGACGCUACCAAGAGGUGGUCAGGAGCAGCUCCGUUCUUCAGGCGCUGCUUACGUCCCAGGGCCUGGCUGAGAGCGCCCGCGCGCAGACACAGACGGCGAUGCAGCCCUCGAAUUUCUCCCGUGCCGUCAGCGCCAGCUCCGCUGGCUCCGCAGCUGAGGGGCAGCAAGGGGAGGAGGACGAUGAGGACGACGAGGAAGCAGAAGGCUUGGAGGAGGAAGAGAGAGCCACCGGUCAGGUCAAGACAGAAGUUUUCAAGUACUACUUUCGGGCCAUGGGGGGCUGGUGCCGCGUGUCCUUCCUCGCCGCGCUGUACUUAGGCUCGGAGCUAGUGACUCUCAGCCUGCCCGUGUGGCUCGCCGUGUGGACCGCCGCCUCCACGAAAUCCGGCGAGGUAUCCCUGGACCAGACGAUGCACUACCUGUCCGUCUACGUGAUUCUCAGUAUUCUUGUCAUUAUACUGGCCACUCUCCGCGACUUGGCGGGUAAUGUCUACGGCUUUAUGGCCGCGAGGCGGCUGCACCUGGCAAUGUGGACCUCUGUGCUGCGUGCGCCGAUGUCCUUCUUCCAGGACACCCCUCAGGGCCGGAUUAUCAACCGCUUCUCAAAGGACAUGUCUGAAAUUGACAAGGAGGUGAUUUGGAACAUCAUCAACACCUUCGUGCCCGUGUUAGGAGUCGUUGGCAACUUUGCCAUGGUUGCUGGUAUUGCCUACUACGCCGUCCUCGCCUUCCUGCCAGCCUUCUACUUCUACUACAAGCUGUGGAAGUACUACAACAAGGCCGUCCUCGACGUGAAGCGCAUCUCCAAAGUCCAGGGCAGCCACGUGUACGACCAUUUCAACAACUUGUGUCGGGAGAAUGCCAUCAGUGUGGUCAGAGCUUUCAGGCAAGCUGAGCAGCAGUGUAGAACGAGUGAUGGCUUCAUCGUGGACCAGCAAAGACCUGAUUACACGCAGUUGUUCCUCUCGGCGUGGUUUUCUCUUCGCAUCGAAAUGCUUGGCUCCAUCCUCACAUUGCUUGUGUCCGUGUUCAUCGCACUGGGCCAUCAAACGCUCGUGUCAGCUAGCACGGCGGCUCUGGUCUUGAACUUCGCCGGCGAGUGUGCCGGCAGCAUUGAGCAGCUCAUUGGGCAGGUUGCAGAAUUUAGCAUGGCCUUCAACUGCGUCGAGCGUGUGCGGCACUACGCUGAGGAGCUUCCGAGCGAGGCGCCGGUGGUGGCUGCCUCGCGGCCUCCUGCGGGAUGGCCGGACCGAGGCGUAUUGAAGGUGAAGAACCUUCAGUUGCGUUACAAGCCGCACCUGCCCCUGGUCUUGAAGGGCCUCAGCUUCAGCAUGAAGGAGGGCGAACGCGUCGGCGUGGUAGGGCGGACUGGCGCGGGCAAGUCCUCGCUGCUUCUGGCUCUUCUUCGGAUCGCAGAGCCGGAGCUGGGCUCUUCCAUCGAACUGGAUGGUCAGGACAUCUUGCAGAUGGGCUUGCAGGACCUGAGGCGUGCGGUGGCGAUGAUACCACAGGAGCCAGUCCUCUUCCAGGAGACUCUCCGCUACAACUGCGAUCCCUUCGACCAGCACAGACCCGAGGACAUCUGGGCUGCACUGGAAGAAGCCCAGUUGGCGCCCUGGGUUCGGCGACGUGGCGGCGAGGACGGACCUGCAGACCAAGCCGGAGAUGAGGCCGACAGUGGUUACGAGGACAGAUGCAGGAAUCUGCCACCGGCACAGCUGCAGAAGUUGCUGUCGCUCGAGAUCAAGGAGAACGGGCAGAAUCUAUCGGCUGGUCAGCGGCAGAUGGUGGCCAUCGCGCGAGCCGUCUUGCGCAGCUCCAAGAUGGUGGUGCUGGAUGAAGCCACCGCGGCUGUUGAUGCUUCCACAGACGAAGCUCUCCAGAAAGCCAUCCGCCGCUGCUUUACAGGCGCCUCAUCCCUCACCAUCGCACACCGUCUGCAGACCAUCAUCGACUGCGAGCGCAUUCUGGUCCUUGCUGAUGGUCAGAUUGCAGAGUUUGACUCGCCGCAGGUGCUGCGGGAGAAGGAGCAGGGAGUCUUCCGAAGCAUGCUGGACGAAGUGGAGCACGCCUGA